Molecule: messenger RNA, 2962 nt
Organism: Branchiostoma belcheri (Belcher's lancelet)
Lineage: Eukaryota; Metazoa; Chordata; Leptocardii; Amphioxiformes; Branchiostomatidae
Product: leucine-rich repeat-containing protein 4C-like
Exons: 2
Coding region: 59-2962 (967 amino acids)
Cellular component (GO): extracellular matrix
Molecular function (GO): protein binding
Source: RefSeq, a predicted model, not a curated record
CCUUCAAGGAUUGGUCAGGAGUUCUUCCUUCAAUCAUUCUUAGAUCAGACACACCAGUAUGUCCAACAAAGUGAGGAGGAUGCUGGUUCUUCUGCUGAUCAUCCUGAAGGAAGCUGGCCCGACCGCAGCCUGCAGCAGCAGCUGUUCAUCAGACUGUUACUGCCACAAAAGAGGCCUCAGCAGUGUUCCUCAGGAUCUGCCUACAAACAUCACUAGGCUCAACUUACAGGACAAUGCCAUCACGACCUUAAGUCAGUCUGAUUUUUCAAGGUACAGGAGCUUGACAUUAUUACAUCUUGGUUCAAAUCAGAUCUCCAUGAUCCAUAACAAAACAUUCCAAGGCUUAACCAGCCUGACUCAUCUGUACCUUAGUAACAAUCAUUUGACCAAUCUGACAGCCGGCAUGUUUGUGGGACUUGGUCACCCCCUGUAUUUAUGGCUUGACGGUAACCAGUUGACCAGUCUCCCAGCUGACAUAUUUGUGGGACAUGGUAAUGAUAUGCAGUUCUUGCAGCUUGACUAUAACCAGUUAACAAGUCUGCCAGCUGACCUAUUUGUGGGGCUUGGUAAUCUGCGGAUCUUGAGACUUUUUAAUAACAAGUUAACAAGUCUGCCAGCUGACAUAUUUGUGGGGCUUGGUAACUUAGAGGAGCUUAACCUUUGCAGUAAUAACAUCCACAGUAUUGAGGCAGGAACCUUCAAUGACACAACACAGCUACGUAUACUAGACCUUCAGUACAACAACAUCAGCACCAUCACAGCUGACACAUUCAGGAACCUACUUCAGCUUCAAAUUCUGAGACUUUCUGGUAAUAACAUCAACACUUUCCCUGUAGAGGCCUUCUCAAAUUUACAGAUUUCAGCACUGUCAGAGCUUACAUUAUAUUCUAACCAAUUAGAGACCCUACCAGUCAUGGCAUAUGACAUACUGGCUAAUAUUUCAACUGUCAACAUUUCCAACAACCCCUGGCAGUGUGACUGUAGGAUGGUUCCCUUUAGGCAGAGGAUGAGCGGGUCUUACCCAUUUGAAGACCAGAUCAGAUGUGCUGGACCGGCUAACCUUACAGGGCAAUGCUUACUGGAUGUAAAUCCUGAAGACCUGAUCUGUGAAAAGACAACACCAGUAAACUCCACUUCCAGCACUUCUUCUGUUGAGUCUGACUCUACUCUUAGUCUUAGCUUGUCUCCAGUCAGCAGCUCUACUCCUUUUCAUCAGUCAGUAUCACAGGCACCAACCUUGUCCUCAACACAGAGCACCACUCCCACUACUGAAUAUAACCCAGGCAGGUCUACAGUCAGUUCUUCUCCUAUGUUUGAUCCUUCAACAAAGUCCACAUUAGAGAAUCCAGCAUCUUCUCCAACACCCCACACAGCACGCGUACGCACUGCUGACUCUAACCCAGGCUGGUCCAUAGGUAGUUCUUCCCUUCCGUUUGAUCCUUUAGCAAAGCCAACUUCAAAAGUACCAACGACAUUGUCCCCAACACAGAGCACCACUUCUACUGCUGACUCUACCCCAGGCUGGUCUACAGUCAGUCCUUUGCCUCUGUUUAGUCCUUCAGCAAAGUCAACAUCAACAUUGCCCCAAACACCCAGAAACAUCCCCACUGCUGACUCAAAGCCACACUUGUCUACAGUCAGUUCUGACUCUCCUUUUGGUUUUCAGUCAACCACGACAGAGAGCAACCCUGGUCCUUCUGCCGUUUCUGGUGGUGGCAUUUUCCUGUCUGUUCCCUUGCUUGCUACACUGGGAGCUAUUUUUGUACUCCUUGUUAUCUUCACGAUUGCCGUUGGAAUAUGGUGUGUGCAUAAGAAGAGGCAAGGCUUUAAUAACUCAAAUCCAACAGGCACAUCCAGUGGUCCUGACCAGAUAAGGCAGCAAAGAUUUACAACAUUUAAUGCAGACAUGAACAUUCAAUCUGAAACACCACAGUCUGAUACUGUAACAGUAGACAGCGAGCAUAUCUAUAAUGUCCCAAUAUAUGAGGACCCUAAUACAUAUCAGUCACAAAGUCCACACCGAGGUGCAGGCAACAGGCAGAGUCUGGACAGCUUUGGUCCUUUGGUCUUGCCCCCUUCCCUUCCCCCUAGGCCUGAAAAUCAAACUGGCCCCCAGGCUGCUGCCCAAAUUGAAUCAGCAGAUGCACCUGCUCAUACAACCAGUGUCGUUGGUUUGUCACAAAGACCAGGCUCAGGGCAAAUUCAGCAUCUUGGCAGCUCUAACGAUGGUUAUAAGUUCCCAUCUCCCUCCAUGCGCCCUGGAGAAGCUACACCGUCCCACAAAUAUGUGAACAGCCAUGUGGCAGCAGCUGCUAAAGAUGCUGCAGCUGGUCCGCAGGUAAUGGUUUAUGAGAAUGAUGAUGAGAUAGAAUCUGCAAACAAACGUCUAAAGUCCCACAAAUAUGUAAACAGCCAUGUGGCAGAAGCUGCUGCAGCUGGUCCGCAGGUGAUGGUUUAUGAGAAUGAUGAUGAAAUAGAAUCUGCAAACAAACGUAAAAAGUCCCACAAAUAUGUGAACAGCCACGUGAAAGCAGCUGCUAAAGAUGCUGCAGCUGGUCCGCAGGUAAUGGUUUAUGAGAAUGAUGAUGAAAUAGAAUCUGCAAACAAACGUCUAAAGUCCCACAAAUAUUUGAACAGCCAUGUGGCAGAAGCUGCUAAAGAUGCUGCAUCUGGUCCACAGCUUAUGGUUUAUGAGAAUGAUGAUAACCUAGAAUCAGCAAACAAACGUCUUAAGUCCCACAAAUAUGUGAACAGCCAUGUGGCAGCAGCUGCUGCAGCUAGUCCGCAGGUUAUUGUAUAUGAGAAUGACGAUGAGUCAGUUAAUAACCAAUCACAGACAGCAGCUGCCCCUGGUGCUGACAGCCCUCACCACUAUGAACCCCUGAGGAACCCCAGCAGUCAGCAGCGGAACACAUACACAUCCCUGAUGCCUCAUGGUUUAAAACACAAUAAAAAAAAUUAG